UUCAGAGAAUAAUCCAUCACUCAUUCAAAGCCUGGGUCAUGCAUGUCCUGUAAUGGGUUUAGACGGCCUCCUACAUGGCCUCCUUUCAAAGCCUGGGUCAUGCAUGUCCUGUAAUGGGUUUAGACGGCAUCCUACAUGGCCUCCUACAUGGCCUCCUACAUGGCCUCCUACAUGGCCUCCUACAUGGCUGCAUGUAAUGCUACCAUGUUGUUGUCAUGUUGUGUUGCUGCCAUGUAGUUGUCAUGUUGUGCUGCUACCAUGUUGUGGUGCUACCAUGUUGUCAUGUUGUUUUGCUACCAUGUUGUUGUCAUGUUGUGUUGCUACCAUGUUGUUGUUGUGUUGCUACCAUGUUGUUGUCAUGUUGUUUUGCUACCAUGUUGUUGUCAUGUUGUGUUGCUACCAUGUUGUUGUUGUGUUGCUACCAUGUUGUUGUCAUGUUGUGUUGCUACCACGUUGUUGUCAUGUUGUGUUGCUACCAUGUUGUUGUCAUGUUGUGUUGCUACCACAUUGUUGUCAUGUUGUGUUACUACCAUGUUGUUGUCAUGUUGUGUUGCUACCAGGUUGUUGUCAUGCUGUGUUGCUACCAUGUUGUUGUCAUGCUGUGUUGCUACCAUGUCGUUGUGCUGCUACCAUGUUGUUAUCAUGUUGUGUUGCUACCAUGCUGUGUUGUCAUGUUGUGUUGCUACCAUGUUGUUGUCAUGCUGUGUUGCUACCAUGUUGUUGUCACGUUGUGUUGCUACCAUGUCGUUGUCAUGUUGUGUUGCUACCAUGUCGUUGUCAUGUUGUGUUGCUACCAUGCUGUGUUGUCAUGUUGUGUUGCUACCAUGUUGUUGUCAUGCUGUGUUGCUACCAUGUUGUUGUCAUGCUGUGUUGCUACCACAUUGUUGUCAUGUUGUGCUGCUACCAUGCUGUGUUGUCUGCCUUGCCAUGUUGUGCUGCUACCAUGUUGUUGUCACGUUGUGUUACUACCAUGCUGUGUUGUCUGCCUUGCCAUGUUGUUGUCAUGUUGUGCUGCUACCAUGUUGUUGUCACGUUGUGCUGCUACCAUGCUGUGUUGUCUGCCUUGCCAUGUUGUUGUCAUGCUGUGUUGCUACCAUGCUGUGUUGUCUGCCUUGCCAUGUUGUUGUCAUGUUGUGCUGCUACCAUGCUGUGUUGUCUGCCUUGCCAUGUUGUUGUCAUGCUGUGUUGCUACCAUGCUGUGUUGUCUGCCUUGCCAUGUUGUUGUCAUGUUGUGCUGCUACCAUGCUGUGUUGUCUGCCUUGCCAUGUUGUCGUCUCUCUUGUCGAGAUGUGUAUUUUGUCCUAUAUUUACAUGUUGUUUCUUUUUUUUUUUAAAUUUAUCCCAGCCCCCGUCUGGUUAAAUAAAAAAUAAAACAUCCUAGAUGGCACCCUAUUGUCUAGAUGGGGAUCUGGUAAAGUAGUGAAAUAUAUAGGGUGCCAUUUGGGACAAAUCCUAACAAGCCUCUCUC
Oncorhynchus keta (chum salmon) is the source of this 1468-nucleotide messenger RNA. RefSeq names its product keratin-associated protein 9-1-like. The coding region runs from base 216 to 1334 and encodes 372 amino acids. The transcript is spliced from 2 exons. The record is from RefSeq and is a predicted model, not a curated record. NCBI's taxonomy places the organism in Eukaryota, Metazoa, Chordata, Actinopteri, Salmoniformes, Salmonidae.